This is a messenger RNA of Marmota monax (woodchuck), 5518 nucleotides long. RefSeq names its product tropomodulin 3 (gene Tmod3). Gene Ontology annotation, cellular component: myofibril; striated muscle thin filament. Gene Ontology annotation, biological process: muscle contraction; pointed-end actin filament capping; myofibril assembly. Gene Ontology annotation, molecular function: tropomyosin binding. NCBI's taxonomy places the organism in Eukaryota, Metazoa, Chordata, Mammalia, Rodentia, Sciuridae. Bases 207 to 1301 code for a protein of 364 amino acids. The transcript has 11 exons. The record is from RefSeq and is a predicted model, not a curated record.
AGUGGGCGGGUGGGUCCGGCAACUCCCUCCGAGUCAAGCGCAGGCCGACUGGCGGCUGCAGAGAAUACAACAGCGGCGUGCGGAGGCAGUUCCCGCGGGUCCGUGAAGGAGGUUGACAGCUCCAGCGGACGCCUGUCAGCUUUAAGGAAAAGUAGAAAUCACUUCUGACUAUACUGAAUAGCAAGUGAGUUCUUACACUGCAGAUCAUGGCACUACCAUUCCGCAAGGACUUAGAAAAAUACAAGGACCUGGAUGAAGAUGAGCUUCUUGAAAAUCUGUCAGAAAUAGAACUGAAACAACUAGAAACUGUUCUGGAUGAUCUUGACCCUGAGAAUGCCCUUCUGCCUGCAGGUUUCCGGCAAAAAAAUCAGACGUCAAAGUCUGCCACAGGACCUUUUGAUAGAGAACACCUCCUUUCAUAUCUGGAGAAGGAAGCAUUGGAGCAAAAGGACAGGGAAGACUAUGUGCCCUACACUGGAGAAAAAAAAGGAUGCGAAGACCAAAAAGACAACAAAGGAUUAGAUGGAAAAAUAUUUAUCCCCAAACAGAAACCUGUACAGACUUUGACAGAGGAAAGUGUAUCUGUUGAUCCAGAAUUAGAAGAAGCUUUGAUGAGUGCUUCUGAUACAGAAUUGUGUGACCUUGCAGCUAUUCUUGGGAUGCAUAAUUUGAUAACAAAUACACAAUUUUGUGAUAUAGUGGGAAGUAGUAAUGGUGUUGAUAAAGGACAUUUUUCAAAUGUAGUGAAAGGUGAAAAGAUUCUUCCAGCAUUUGAUGAGCCACCAAAUCCAACCAACGUUGAAGAGAGUUUAAAGAGAAUUAAAGAAAACGAUGCUCAUCUUGUUGAAGUUAAUUUGAAUAACAUAAAGAAUAUCCCAAUUCCAACCCUAAAAGACUUUGCAAAGGCUUUGGAAACCAAUACACAUGUGAAAUAUUUCAGUCUUGCAGCCACCCGAAGCAAUGAUCCUGUUGCUGUUGCUUUUGCAGAUAUGCUGAAAGUAAACAAAACUUUGAAGAGCUUAAAUAUGGAGUCCAACUUCAUUACAGGAGCUGGGGUUCUGGCACUGAUUGAUGGUUUAAGAGAUAAUGAGACCCUGGCAGAGCUUAAAAUUGACAAUCAGAGGCAACAGUUGGGAACAGCUGUAGAACUGGAAAUAGCCAAGAUGCUUGAGGAAAAUGCAAAUAUCCUUAAAUUUGGGUAUCAGUUUACACAGCAAGGACCCCGAACCAGGGCAGCUAAUGCUAUAACAAAAAACAACGACUUAGUGCGAAAGAAACGAGUUGAAGGAGACCACCAGUAAGUCCAACAAAGUAUAAAUCUUUGGAAGACUUCAGAACUUUACCAAGGGCUCAUGUUGGUGACAUCAGAUGUAAAAUUUUUCUGGGUAGAAGGGAAAAGACUGGAAAUCUUUUUUUUUUGUUUGUUUGUUUGUUUAGCUUUUUUGUUAACUAUAUGCAUUAUUUUCCUAGUUUAAGUUGUUAUCAGUUUAAAAUUAUGAAAUCAAUAGUAUCUGGUAUUUUAUAUUUUGAAGCAUUUCCACUUUCUACUAAAAUCAGUUUUAAUUUAGAUUAAUUAAAUGACUUAUAAUGAGUCUUGGGCAAAAAACAAUACGAUUAUAAAUAAGUUUCAGAAGUCAUUUAUGUAGAAUAAUCUGAGGACCAGUUUUUUAAUUUAAAAAGGGACAUUGCUGAUAUUAAUUGCUCCUUCGAGGUAUAAGGCACUUAAAAGUUUUCUUUGUUUUGUAACCUGGAUACUUUUCCAUUUUUUAAGAAUAAAUGAACUUGGCAAGGGUAUAUUUUUUCCUUAUCAAGGAAUCAAAAUGCAAUGAUUUUUAAACAGAUGGCUCAAAAUCUGGUGAAGUGUUCAGAAGCCAAAGCAGACCUCCAGGGAGAGACCUUCAUGCAGUGCAGGUUACUGUGCUUGUCUGAUACAGCUCAGCAACAUCUAGGGAUUUGUUUUUUAAACAAAAUCAUCAGCUGAUCCAGGUUAUACGCUUUGUUUAAAAAUAUAGUAUGUCUAAGUAUUUUUAAUUGGUUCAUUUUAGUUAUAAAUGACAAUAGAAUUUGUUUUGACAUAAUGAAAGCAUGGAAUAUAUCAUGUUCUAGUGAAGACCCCAGUACCUCUUUUUCCCCUUCCCUUUUCCUACCCCCAGCUUCCUUCCCUCUGUUGAUCUUUCUGCCAUUUACCCAGUUAUUAUUUCUUAAUUAAUUCUUUGUGGAUGUACUUGAUGGUAAGAUUCACUAUGGUAUAUUCAUGUAUGUGCAUAGGAAAUUUAUGUCAGAUUGAUUCCACUGUCUUUCCUUUUCCCAUUCUCCCUUCAACGCCCAUUUAUGUCUAUGUUUAUUACUGUUUUUCAUUUUAAUGUGGGCAUUAUUAAAUUUUUAUGAAAGCUAAUGGUAAAAAACAUCUAAGUAGAAAAGUUGUUUUCUUCCCCCAUAAAAAGGCACACAGCCAACUCCCAGUUAUUUAGGAUAAAAUAAAAAACAAAGCUGCUGCUAAACAUGUGAAAUCAUAGGUAACAUGAUGGAGUUCAGGUUUGAGGAACUUGCAAAACAGCCACUUAAACUGAUGGUUACUAUAAGGAAGUUAGAAACUGGGAUGUGUGUAAAUUACUUGGUAUUGUGCUGUAUGCCAAGAAGUUCCAUAUGCAGCGCAGAAUGGCAUAGACAAUAUUUAAUCCCCACUACAUACUUUCCAGCCAAAAAAGAGAAGUGCUGAUCUUCAGAAUCUGAUUCUAUUAUAUGCUUCCUUUCAUCUUGCACUUUUUCCAUAUUGUAUAAAAAUAUUUUCUAUAACAAAAGUGGUCUUUAUUGCUCAGAGUAUAAGGUGAGUGCUUGAACAGAGUUCUGUGGCGAGAGGACAAGUGUGACACUGCACACCCCAGCUGUGCUACAGGGUUUGAUUUUGCAUUCAUGUCCUGUCCCAUAGCAGCUCUUUAGCAGGAGAUAGCAGACGCACUCACAUCUACAGAAGACUGGGAAGAAGGGGAUCAGAAAAAUACUGGCCUCAUAAGGCCUACCUGGAUCAUUUACAAAAAGAUAUUUCUGAGUAAGGGGAAGGUAGUUUGUCAUGGUUAGUUUUUUAAAAACCUUUUGAAGUUGAAUCACAAAAUGUCUACUAUUUUGGCUGCCAGACAAUUUAUCCCAUGAUCUAGGCAGCAGCUUGUGUACUAUAGUAAUAAGCCUUCUUAACAGGCUAAAGCUUCCCUCAUAGGAACUGUGGUGUGUUUGCUUUUUGAAAAAUCAGUAUCCAGUAUUUCAAAGGGGCCAAAGAUUAACUUUGCACUAUUCCCUUUCAGUUAAAAGCCACUGAUUUUUUUUUCCAAGUUAGAAAGGCUUCACUUGCUUGCUUUCUCACCUGACUGCCUGCCCCAACACCAGCCUCUACUGUCUCUCUCUCUCUCUCCUCUUCCCCUCCCUUCUUCCUUCUUUACAUAUACAACUUUUGAAUUGUACUUGAUUUUAUAAACUGUGCAAUUCCAGCAAGAUUUGGAGUCAGGCAUGGAGCAGGUAUCUAAGGCUACCACAAAGAAUUGGUCACUUAAACUUCUAGCCAGGCUUCUUCAUUUGCAUUGCCCUGUAAGUCAGUUAAUAAGUAUGCUCCCCUCUCUCCCAUAUGGUGGUUUUUUUUUCUAAAUAUUGUUAAGGUUGGUCCCUACGUAGAAUUUUGUAUCAUACUUACGGGAAUAUCUUUUUUACCUACUAUUUAUCAAAAUAUGACUAAGUUGAGUAUUUUGCUUGUACCAUUCCAGUUCUAUGCUAUAAUACAUUUUAUAAUUUUUUUAUAAAUAAUUUUAAUAUGAAUACUCAUCCAACUAAAUAUGGAAAUCUCUCAAGUAUUAUAAUUAUAAGGGAGAAUAACAGUGUUUACUUUGAAAAAAUCUGGUACCUCGCUGGGCGUGGUGGCUCAUGCCUGUAAUCCCAGUGACUUGGGAGGCUGAGGUAGGAAGAUCACAAGUUUAAGGCCAGCCUCAGCAAUUUAGUGAGGCCCUAGCAAUUUAACAAGACCCUGUCUCAAAAUAAAAAAUAAAAGAAGUCAUGGACUGGGAUUGUAUCUCAGUGGUAGAGUAUUGCCUGGCAUGGGUGAAGCACUGGGUUCUAUCCUUAGCACCACAUAAAAACAAAUAAAUAAAAUAAAGUUUAAAUUCAUUAAAAAAAAAAAAGUCUGGGGAUAUAACUCAUUGGUAGAGUGGCCCUGGGUUCAACCCCCAGUACCCCCCCCAAAAAAAAAAAAAUUGGCACUUUUUAAUCUUUUAUUAACUGGGUUUUGAUACAAUCUUAAGAGAAUUUUUAAGACCUUAAGUUUUUUCAUCUAAUCAGUUUCAACGUACAUGUUUAUCUAAGAGAAUGUCCUUUCAUUUUUAAAUUGUUGCUUUUUAAGAAAAAAAUUUAAUUACCCAUUUUAUAAAAUUUUAUAUUCAUAUUUGUCUGGAGUUCAAAUUUUUCCAGUAUGUCUAUAUGAAAUUUUUUUAAAACUCAAUAUUUAUUGCCAAUAUUAAUAUGAUGAAAAUGGAUUUUGGUGCUAUAUAUUUGUAGCUAAAGCCUUGUAAAAAUCUAAAGAAUAAGCAAAAUAUAUUUUCUAAGGGUGCCACAUCAUUUAAAAGACCAAAUAAACAAUUGUAUUACAUAAUCUAGCAGAUUGUUAUCAAUUUCAAGGGGAGUUUUCUUGGUCAUUAAAUAGCAAAUUCUUCUCUGAAUCAAGUAACCCACUUGCUUUGUGCAAGAGGUACACUAGAGGAAAGUUAAAUAAAUAGAACUUUAGAUCAUUUUCCAAUUAAUCAAUUAUCUGGUGUGUUUUCCUUUUAAGGAGGGAUUCCAUGAUAUAAUAAAAAUUGUAAAAGAAAAAAAAAGUUUUGACAAAAUGUUAGUCCUGUUGUACAUUAUAUAUAACCUUGAUUGUAUAUUAUAUAUAACAUUAAAAUAAGACAAAAGUUUGUGAAGUUUCAUGAAAUCUUACAGUUCCCAGGGCUACCUUAUUUUCUCACUAUAAAACCAGGAACCACUGUUACCUCCUAGCAUAUCCAAGGAUCAUGCUAUCUCUGGAAUCCAUGGACACUGCCAUUCUCUGCAGGCUCAGUCCUGUCCAGCUUUGCUCCUGCACUACAGUGAUACUUCACUUUUGAACAGUAUUGACUGAAAACAUGGCACCCAAGAGAAACAAACACAUGGAUGGAAUAGAGACAACUCCUGUUGCUACUGGCCAGGUGAAGGGUUUUAAGUUGUUGGAUCUAAACAUCUGGAGAACUGUCUUCAAUACCAGCUGAUGCUGAUUAUUAUUGUUUCUGGAUAGCUCUCACUCUAAGACUUGCUUAUCAAACAAAUCAAACUCUUCCCUAAUGAUUUUUAAAUUGAGAAAAUACUAUCCAUAUGCAAUGAUUUUUAUAUCGUCAUAUUUUAAUCUGGUUAUUCUUUAUAUCAUUGAUUUUUCUUCACUAUAAUUCAGUUCUAUAAGUUUUCUAUAAAAUUGGACAAUUUGGAAUUUUUAAUAAAACAUUUGUAACAUUUUAUUAAUUUUAAA